Messenger RNA from Bubalus bubalis (water buffalo), 3794 nucleotides. RefSeq names its product AKNA domain containing 1 (gene AKNAD1). Lineage: Eukaryota; Metazoa; Chordata; Mammalia; Artiodactyla; Bovidae. The transcript has 18 exons. The record is from RefSeq and is a predicted model, not a curated record. Bases 1110 to 3749 code for a protein of 879 amino acids.
CAAGAGUUUUCUAAAUAUUCUGAAAGCACAGCAAAAGUCCAUUGUUUACAAAUCAACAACAGUCUAUGAUGAUUACAUGGCUAUGUCAAUGGGAAAAUUAGAUAAAAAGACAGUGCUACCCAUAAUGGGAAAGAAAAACAAGCAAAGGCUACCGGUAAACACCAACGGGAAGCUUCUGCAGAUACUGGUUUGCUCAGUUUCAAAGGAUUUUUUUUUGUUCUUUUAAAAUAGUUUCAGGAUAAAUAACUUGUAGCAGCUGGUCAUCAAAUUCACAUACACUCAUGGAAGGCCCACACCACCAAGACUGACUAUGAAUAAUACAUCAGCUCUCAGGGGAGGACUGGGUUGGUCUGCUGCUCCUUCGCAGUGUUCUCCUUCUGCCAUUUGACAAUAGCAAGAUGAAGCCAGACACCAUGUGGGAUGGUGUGUGGUUACAGCCACAGACACUGCAUUCAUGAGCACUCCACAUUUCUGAGAUAGAGUUAGCGGAUAAGGACUACCAGAGCAUAAUCAAAUGCAGUCAUAGCAGUGGGAGCCUUGUAUCACAUUACCUUUGAAAAUAUUUUAAUCUAGAAACACCAUACAUUGGAUACAAAAUCCAUGACUACCUGACCUAUCCCAGGCGUGGUCUGGGAUAUACUAUUCCAAGAUAUCUCCUAUUUGCUUUGGGUAAAUAGAAAUCUUGAGCUAGGAAUAGAGAAAGUUUGAAAAUUAAAACAGAGUCUAAGUAUUUUUGAAUGCUUUUAAAAGACAACGAAAAAUGACAAGCUUAGAUCACAUCAGAGGCUCCUCAUGUAGUCUUCAAAGCUGAUUUCUUACAGUCAAAGGGACCCAGACGUGGCAUGAUUUUGAAGCUCAGACUUUGUUCUAUUAUUCAAUUGCAGCCAACUUUCAACUAUUGAGGAAAGAAGAAAGACGGUUUAGAAUAACAGGAUUGCUCGUCUGUAUUGCAAGAUCCUUCAAGCAGCUCACUACUUGAUGUCUAGAGAUCCCAGGAUGGAGAUGAGGACACACAGUGAAGACAAUUAAUGAAAACCAGAAGACCUAUUGCUAUAAUUAAGAACAUCAAGAUCAGGAGCAACUGAUAAAGGAGGUCAGGCUGCACAUACAUGGACAAAGCCUAUUUCCUGGAAGACACAACUUCUAAGCAACAGGAGGAUUUGCCUUAUGAUGAGGGUUUCUCCCAAGUUAAGAUAUACCAUGGUUAUAAUCUUACCUCAAGAUAUGACAUCCUUGAGGUCUCAAAUCAAAUGAAUUUAACAGAAGAUGAGUCUCAAGAAAAGGCUACAUAUAGAGAGACUUGCCAAGAGGCAGAUAUGACCAUGACUUUGGAUAAAAUGACUGAAAAUGCUGUCAGCAAAACAUGUGAUAAAGAGAAUCAAUGCGCCAUAUAUCUUCCUAUUUCAGCUAAUCAGGAAGACGCUUCAAAGUCAAACAUUUCUGAUAUUUUACUCCAUCACCUUUGCAAAGAAGAAUUCUCCAAAGAUCAAGGCAUUAAUUGUGAAACUCUCCCAGAGAUCUCUAAUAAUGACAGCUUUGAUGAAGCUAUUAUUAAAAAUAUCAUUGUGUGGCACGUUAAGAAUUCUUGGCCGACAGAACAAUCCUCAGAACUCACUGACCUACUCAACUCCAAAAGCGAUGAUGAAAAUAGCAAUAAGCCCAGUUGUUUUCUGACCAAGACAGAAGAAAACACUUCUGAUUCAGAUGAGUCAGUGGCUGCUGGAGAAAGCAACCAUGAGGAAAAUUCAAAUUUUCUAUCUAAAAUCAAGAGUCUAUGUGAUAAACAAAAAAGUUGCCUAUGGCAGACACCUCAGAAACAGGCUGAAAAAGCAAGCUCUGGCAACAAGUUCAAAUAUGGCCAUAGUCAGGUUUAUUACUGGUUCUCUAAUUUCUCUAAGGUUGCUUCCAGAGUGAAGAUUCCUAAAAAUUACACGAUUGACAAACCACUUAUAACAGAUCCACAAGCCAGCUUUUCUCCUAAAUUGAGAGAUAAGUCAGCUGUUGGGCAAGAUAUUUCAGAAAGCACAUCUAGAUCAAAUUAUGUUGAAAAACAAGAGCAGAAGUGGGAAAUUACUCAACCUUCACAGCCAGUAGAGAUGGAGCCCACAGUACAUAUCCACCAAGAACAUCUCGCAGGAAUAGAAUCUGAGCCAAGUCUCUCUAACUUGCCAUCGACUUCUCAGGAAGACCCUUCCUUGAGUUCUUCUUACAUAUUUCAAAAGAUAUCCCAGGGGAAGCAGAUGUGUCAGAAGUUAAAAGAACAGACUGAUCAACUGAAGGCUAAAGUACAAGAAUUUUCCAAAUGCAUAGCACAGGAUUCUCCCUAUCAUUUUCAACACAGAAGGCUGGUCCUGGAGAAAUUGCAGGGACGCCUCAAACUGCUGGAGCAGGAGUUUCUGGCCAACAAGGAGAAGCACUUGACAUUGGAGGAGCAAGUCCACAAGCACGAAUCCCCAGCUGUCAAGAACUUUGAUCCAGAAAGAAAAAUAGAAGGUGAAAUCUUCAAGUUGGAGAUGCUACUUAAAGAUUUUAAAGAGAAAAUUAAUAAAAGCAAACGUACUUCAGCUGUCUCUCUUCCUGUGAAUUCUCCAAUCAACCUGGAUGACUUGUCAUUCACAUCCUCUCCACCCUUAAAUGAGAGUUCCCUUCAGCACGGUGUGAACGAGCCUCGUGAGGCAGCCCAGCCUCCUGGUCAGCGCUCCAUGAGGAGAAACCUUCCUGAGGCACCUGUUCUAGAUCAGGGCUUGUCUCCAACUGCAGCGUGUAGGGGACUCACCUGCGGGUCUUACUGCAAUGCUGGCUUUGAUUCACCAGGUCUAGGGAGCCACCCCUACUUUUUAAAUGAACAAGAACAUUUUCAAGAGAUAAUUCCUGAUGCAGAGGAAGGUGUGGCCAAGCAAGCUGCCCAUGUUGUUGGCAGCAUGCAGUUCGUGCAGCUUUGGUGGAAAGCAAUCAGGCCACAAGGAAGGAAGUCAAGGCAGGGUGGAAUCUUCCUUUCUGUAAGCCCUAGGCCAUUACAGCACAGAAACCCCGCCCCCUCCUCCCCCAACUCUCGCUCAAGCCAGAAAGCAGAGCGGAGGCGUCCUGCGAUGGAGGAGCCCAGCACCGCCUCGGGGAGGCAGGACCGUGCAGAGACGACCAGUGCAAGCUGUGCCUUCUGCCUGCGCGUACUUCAGUGGAAGCAAAAAAUGGAGAAAAAAGAUCACAGAGGAAUUGACUGUGGAAGGUUUCCUAUUGCCAUUCAAGACAAGAUGCUGCACCCAGAUUCAGUGCUCGGUUCUGAUACAGGAUAUAGCUGCUGUUCUGCAUCUCGGAUUGGACUGCAGAGCAAAUUUCAUUAUAGAUACAACACCCCAGGACAGAAUUUCUUUAAUCAUACAGAAAGAAGUGCCUUUGCUCAGCUCCGCUAUUUAAAUGAAAAUAAUUCUUCACCGACUCAUUCAAAACCAAAAUGGAUCUGUUUCCAAAGAGCAAAUCCAAAGUACUCUAAUGACGGAUGUGAACCCAUACCAAGGAAGUCAGACCUUGCUACACUCUCCCCCCAUUCCCACUCCUGCAGGAUUUCUGAAAACACAUCCUCCAGCAACUUUAGCAGUAACAAAGAAACGGAAUCUGAGAUUUUAAACUCGUCUUUGGAUCAUGCCCUAAGGACAGCAACCAUUCUGAAACAAACUACUGAUCAAAUGAUUAGAACUAUUGCAGAAGAUCUUGCCAAAGUACAAAGAUGGAGGAAAAAGUUGAAAUACUAGUUUGACUCAAGGCAACCAAGGAUUAAAAAAAAAAUGCAGAGAAAA